Molecule: messenger RNA, 582 nt
Organism: Humulus lupulus (European hop)
Lineage: Eukaryota; Viridiplantae; Streptophyta; Magnoliopsida; Rosales; Cannabaceae
Exons: 1
Coding region: 1-582 (193 amino acids)
Molecular function (GO): nucleic acid binding
Source: RefSeq, a predicted model, not a curated record
AUGGAGUAUGCUUAUAACAAUAGCUACCACGACUCUAUUGAUAUGGCACCAUAUGAAGCCUUGUAUGGGCGAAAGUGUUGGUCCCCUAUUCAUUGGCACGAAGCCAGUGAAAGAAAAUUCUUGGGUACAGAGGAAGUGGACAAAGUUACUGAAGAUAUCAAGAAGAUUUGGGAGAUGCUGCAGACUUCCAUAGAUCGACAGCGCAAAUAUGUGGACCAACACCGAAGAUCCUUGGCAUUUGAAGCUAUAGAUAAGGUGCUCCUGAAGGUGACUCCAUGGAAGGGAGAUCUACAUUUUGGUAAGAAAGGAAAAUUAUGUCCAAGGUAUAUCCGACCUUUUGAGAUAGUGGAGAAAAUCGGCAUUGUAGCCCAUCGAUUAGCCCUCCCGCCUCCGUUGGCUCAAGUACAUGAUGUAUUCCAUAAAUCUAUGCUAAGAAAAUAUGUGGAAGACCUGAGCCAUGUACUUAGUUACGAACAGUUGGAGGUGGAUUUGAAACUGUGUUACGAGGAGAAACCAGUGAGGAUUCUAGAUUGUAAGGAUAAGGUGUUGCGUAAUAAGACUAUACCCUUCGUUAAAGUGUAG